AUGCCAGCAUUAAAGAUCAUCAAAAUGUCAAUUCUCCGAGCGUUAUGUUCCCGUAUACGACUCUUCCUGGAUAUAGUAAUAGAUUUUAUAUUCUCCUUAUACUGGGAAUGCAAGAAUAAAAAGUUACCAGACUUGGACGAAAAACACGCAUUUCUCGCAGACAGUGCUGUAUCCUUAGCACAGAGGAUUAAAUCAAAGCAAUUGAAAUCUGAAGAUCUGGUUAAAGCCAUUAUUGAGAGGAUAAAACAGGUGAAUCCAAUUUUAAAUGCAGUUGUAACAGAAAGAUAUGAAGAUGCCCUAAAUGAGGCUAGAGAAGUAGACCGGCUGGUCAGUGCUGGCCUUUCCGAACAAAUGGCAAAGAAACCGUUCCUGGGUGUCCCAUUCACAAUGAAAGAGAGUCAAGCAUGGAAAGGCAUGCCUUUGACCCUUGGGCUCUGGAGUCGCAGGAACGAAAGAGCUGUAGAAGAUAGCGAGGCCAUCAUAAGGUUGAGGGAAGCAGGUGCCAUUCCCUUAGCCGCAACUAACCUACCAGAACUUUUAAUAUGGCAAGAAACGCGUAACCCAGUGUACGGAAUGACAGUUAAUCCCCAACACACGGGUAGAACUCCCGGUGGUUCCAGCGGCGCUGAAGCGGCCCUCACUGCUACUUACGCAACUUCUAUAAGUCUUUGUUCUGAUGUUGGAGGUUCAACUCGGAUGCCUGCCUUCUACUGUGGAAUGUUUGGACACCAUCCCACCGCCAACACAACAUGUAUGAGAGGCGUCCUCUUUCGUGAGGGCAACGAAGACUCCAUGUUCUGUCUGGGCUUCAUCUCCAGGCACGUGGAAGAUUUAGUUCCUCUCACCAAGAUAAUAACGGCCCAAAAAGCUGAUAAAUUAAAUUUGGACAGAAAAAUUAAUUUAAGGAAUGUAAAGUUUUAUUAUUUGGACUCGAGCAGCGACUGUCUAGUCAGCCCGUUGCGAUCUGAAAUGACAGAGGCGAUAAUGAAGGUCGUUGAGAACCUUAGAGGGAACCUUAAAGUGGAAGUUCAGCCUUACCAUCACAAGGGUUUUGACUACAUGUACCGUUUAUGGAGCUACUGGAUGAGCAAGGAGCCUGGAAACUAUUUCAAGCUGGCAACCAACAGUGAAGUAGAACUUAAUGCGUGGACUGAAAUGGGUAAAAAGCUCAUAGGAAUGAGCAAGCACUGUCUCUUCCUAAUAUUGCGGUGUCUGGAGCUGAGAGCGUUCCCUCAACUGGACAGCGUGUGGGCGGAGAAAAUCACGCAGGAGCUGAAAGAUGAUCUGGCUAACAAACUUGGCGACAACGGAGUUCUUCUGAUGCCGAGCGCGCCCCAUGCGGCUCCCUACCAUUACUCAUUCUACCUUCGACCCUAUAACUUUGCCUACUUUGGUAUCGUCAAUGCGCUCAAACAUCCAGCUACUCAGGUUCCCCUGGGCACCAAUAGCAAAGGAUUACCAUUGGGACUUCAAGUCCUUUCAACGCCAUACAACGAUGCUGUGUGCCUUGAAGUUGCGAAAUAUCUAGAAAAAGAAUUCGGCGGCGCCAUAAUGCCUUGUGCAAUUAAAAACAAAGCGUAG
Molecule: messenger RNA, 1581 nt
Organism: Pieris macdunnoughi
Lineage: Eukaryota; Metazoa; Arthropoda; Insecta; Lepidoptera; Pieridae
Source: the annotation of a GenBank genome assembly